This is a messenger RNA of Cavenderia fasciculata, 795 nucleotides long. RefSeq lists its product as uncharacterized. The record is from RefSeq and is a predicted model, not a curated record. The coding region runs from base 1 to 795 and encodes 264 amino acids. The transcript has 5 exons. Lineage: Eukaryota; Evosea; Eumycetozoa; Acytosteliales; Cavenderiaceae.
AUGGCGAUGAUGUUGAUUCAUAAUAAUAAUAAUAAUAAUAACAAUAAAAAAAAGAAAAACUCUAAAGAUGAUAGUAAUGAUAAUAACAAUAACUCUAAAAAAGGACCAUUAGAGGAAGCUAUAGAAGAAAAGAUUAGAAUAAUAACUGAAAAGGAUUUUCAAGUUGAAUACAUUCAACGAGUGAGUGAUAGAUAUGAUCAAUUAGUGAAUACAAUGAUACCUGAUCUAAUAGAAUCAUUUACAAUCUUGGAGAAAAAUUGGAAUCUAGUCAACUUUAUCAAUAACCCAGAUGAACUUAUCAACAAAUUAGAUUUUGAUAAAGAUGGUGCAACAUCUUUUGAAAUUCAUCAUUAUAUUGAUCCAAAAGAUAUAAAAUCAAUUAAUCAAUUAUCAAAAUUUAUAGAAGGUAAAUUAUUUACCAUUUCAAUUUCAUUGAGUGAAUUAUAUACCAUGUUACAAGUGAUAUGUCCAUCGAUGGAUCAAACCGAUAGUCAUAGUAAAAUAUUGAUUGCUGCUUUGGUUUCCAAUCUAGUUGGAUAUGCCAAGGGUUAUGUCGAUGGAUUUAACGUUCUUGAACCUCUUGCUGUUAGAAAAUCACCAAUCUACAAGAUACAAAAACAUAAAGAGAUUAAAGAUUUGGAAUCAUUAGAGAAUGAGUUUAAAUAUAAAAGAAUAGCACUUUGUUGUUCAUAUACCAAAAGAAUUCUAGCAUCUCUUUAUUGUCUAUUAAAUUUCUUACAAAAAAAUCAAUCCAAUUUCGAUGAAAUAAAGAUACAAACCAACAAGGCAAGAUAG